Messenger RNA from Alnus glutinosa, 2256 nucleotides. Its product is annotated as acetolactate synthase 1, chloroplastic. The record is from RefSeq and is a predicted model, not a curated record. Bases 77 to 2056 code for a protein of 659 amino acids. Gene Ontology annotation, cellular component: acetolactate synthase complex. Gene Ontology annotation, molecular function: acetolactate synthase activity; magnesium ion binding; flavin adenine dinucleotide binding. The transcript has a single exon. Lineage: Eukaryota; Viridiplantae; Streptophyta; Magnoliopsida; Fagales; Betulaceae. Gene Ontology annotation, biological process: L-valine biosynthetic process.
UUUUUCCGUGGACACCAUUUCUCUUCCUCUGCUCGCCACACCAGCUUUUCACAUAGCCGCCUCUCAGUUUUCCACAAUGGCAGCAGCCGUCGCCGCCGCCGCUACUAGCACCACGACCACUUCCUUCUCCAAAGCCUCCUCUCCUCUCUCUUCCAAAUCCCUCAUUUCCAGAUAUACCCUUCCCUUCUCCUGCAUUCUCCAAAGCCACCCCUCUCCCCGCCGCUCCUCCUCCCUCCGCAUCUCCAAUUCCACCAAAGCAAUCACCACCAAAAUUCCCAAAACUCCCGCAGCCCCAGAAGAUUUCAUUUCUCGAUUUGCUACCGACCAACCGCGAAAGGGAUCUGACGUCCUCGUGGAGGCCCUGGAGCGCCAGGGCGUGACCAACGUCUUUGCCUAUCCGGGCGGCGCGUCUAUGGAGAUCCACCAGGCCCUCACGCGCUCCUCCAUCAUUCGCAACGUCCUCCCCCGCCAUGAACAAGGCGGAGUCUUUGCGGCCGAGGGUUACGCGCGUGCGUCUGGGCUCCCCGGCGUAUGCAUCGCCACCUCGGGCCCCGGCGCCACCAAUCUCGUCAGUGGUCUUGCAGACGCCUUGCUUGACAGUGUUCCGCUCGUAGCCAUUACCGGCCAAGUGCCCCGCCGCAUGAUCGGCACCGACGCAUUCCAGGAGACCCCAAUCGUGGAGGUAACACGCUCUAUCACCAAGCACAAUUAUCUCGUUCUCGAUGUGGAAGACAUUCCUAGAAUCGUGAAGGAAGCUUUCUAUUUAGCCCAAUCGGGCCGACCCGGCCCGGUUCUGAUCGAUAUACCCAAAGAUAUACAGCAGCAACUGGUGGUUCCCGAUUGGGACCAACCCAUUAGAUUACCUGGGUACAAUGCUAGGUUGCCAAAAGCGCCGAGCGAGGUGCAUUUGGAGCAGAUUGUUAGGCUAGUGUCAGAGUCGAAGAAACCCGUGUUGUAUGUUGGUGGUGGGUGUUUGAAUUCGAGCGAAGAGCUGAGGCGGUUUGUCGGGCUGACCGGGAUCCCCGUGGCGAGUACUCUAAUGGGUCUCGGCGCAUUUCCCUUGACGGACGACUUGUCGCUCCAGAUGCUUGGGAUGCACGGCACUGUCUAUGCCAAUUACGCCGUGGAUAAGAGUGAUUUGUUGCUUGCGUUUGGGGUUAGGUUCGAUGACCGUGUGACGGGAAAGCUUGAGGCGUUUGCGAGCCGAGCGAAGAUCGUUCACAUCGAUAUUGAUUCGGCGGAGAUUGGGAAGAAUAAGCAGCCCCAUGUGUCGGUGUGUGCAGAUGUGAAGUUGGCAUUGGAGGGGAUGAACAGGAUAUUGGAGGGGAAAGGAAGUAAGCUUAAGCUUGAUUUUUCUGCGUGGAGGGAGGAAUUGAAGGAGCAGAAAGUGAAGCAUCCGUUGGCUUUCAAGACUUUUGAAGAUGCUAUUCCUCCUCAAUAUGCAAUCCAGAUUCUUGAUGAGUUGACUGAUGGGAAUGCGAUCAUAAGCACUGGUGUUGGGCAGCAUCAAAUGUGGGCUGCUCAGUUUUACAAGUACAAGAGGCCCCGACAAUGGUUGACGUCGGGGGGCUUAGGGGCGAUGGGUUUUGGAUUGCCUGCUGCCAUGGGAGCCGCUGUUGCAAAUCCCAAUACUGUUGUUGUGGAUAUUGACGGCGAUGGAAGUUUUAUCAUGAAUGUCCAAGAGUUGGCAACUCUUCGAGCGGAGAAACUUCCUGUUAAGAUAAUGAUACUGAAUAAUCAGCAUUUGGGUAUGGUGGUGCAGUGGGAGGACCGGUUCUACAAGGCUAACAGGGCUCACACUUUUCUUGGAGACCCGUCUAGGGAGUCUGAAAUUUUUCCCAAUAUGUUGAAGUUCGCAGAAGCAUGUGAUGUACCUGCAGCCCGUGUCACAAAGAAGGAAGAUCUCAGGGCGGCAAUUCAGAAGAUGCUGGACACUCCUGGGCCGUACUUGCUGGAUGUGAUUGUACCGCAUCAAGAACAUGUUCUUCCUAUGAUUCCAAGUGGUGGGGCAUUUAAGGAUAUAAUCACGGAGGGUGAUGGGAGAUCUGCCUACUGAUUUCAUCUAUCUUCGUUUUCUGCUCUGUAUCUGUAUGUAUGUUUUGUGUUUAGCUCAGGCACGCUUUGAAGUUGUGGCAAGUUUAUUUGUUCUUGAGUUAGGAGCUUUGUUGUAUUUUGCUCGGACAAUUUGUAGCAGUUACUUUAUUAAUUAUUUGUUCUUUUGCUGCUAUAUUAUGAAUCUAAAGAAGGUUUCCAGCA